GGUCGGUGAAGUGGAGGCCAUCCCGGAUCGCAUCGAGCAGGGAUGGGACAACGCCGUCGACGAUGUGGAAGAUAUUCCCGAGGAUGUGGCCGGAUGGGCCGGACGCAAGGUGGGCGAGGUGGAGCGUUUCGAUGAUAACAUGGACAAUGCAUAUGACGAGGGAAAGUAUGAGGGUCGCGAGGACUGGUAAUCUGGGGUUGACAUUGUCAUGUUGGAUAAGAACAGUGGGGGUUGGUAACCCGGAUAGUAAGAUUGUUUCAAAGAUCGAUAUCACAGUAGAGUAGACCUCAGUGGAAGAGAGAUGAGGCUGUUGUUCCCCGCACGUGGCCCGGACCUCGGCUGCGGAGAAGCGAUGCCGCUGUUGACCCCGACCUUGCUCUUCAACCACUCAACCAUCGCGCUGCGGGCAGUGCAACGUGCUAUCAACACUGCUAGAUUGUAUCACCCUAUCACUUCAUACCUGGAAAUUCGUAUCUUCUGAGUGCCCCAACUGCUCCACCAUGGCGCCCCCUCUCAACGGAAUCCGUGUCGUCGAAUUAGCAGGCCUAGCCCCCGGUCCGUUUACUGGAUUAUUACUUGCAGAUUAUGGAGCCUCCGUGCUGCGGAUCGAUCGCCCUAAAGCCGCGAGUGCAGACCAGUUGACUCGCCAUAAGUCGUCCGCCACGGUUGACCUCCGAGACCCCGCCUCCCAUCGCGUACUCCUUUCCGUGCUCAAGGACGCCGAUAUCCUGAUCGAUCCUUACCGUCCUGGCGUUCUGGAGCGUUUGGGUUUAUCGCCAUCGGAGGUGCUCCUGAAACAUAACCCGCGCCUGAUCGUAGCUCGGUUGACGGGCUUUCGUCGUGACGGGAAAUACAAGGAUAUGGCUGGCCACGACAUUAACUACAUUGCCGUAGCUGGGGUAUUAUCCAUGCUGGGCCGAUCUGGCGAACGCCCUUACCCCCCGGGAAAUCUUCUCGGCGACUUUGCUGGCGGCGGCACCAUGUGCUUCUUGGGGAUCCUGCUAGCGCUGAUCUCGCGCAUGCAGACGGGACGCGGCCAGAUCGUCGAGGCAAACAUGGUCGACGGCUCUGCCUACCUAGCUGCAAUGCCGCGAUUGGGCAGACAGACGCCCUUCUGGAGCGCACCCCGCGGUCAGAAUAUGCUGGACGGAGGGAGUCCAUUUUACGACACAUACGAAACCAAGGACAAGGAGAAGUACUUCGCAGUGGGCGCGUUGGAGCCGCAGUUUUACGCUGCUCUGCUGAAGGGUCUAGGAUUCAACCCCGAAGAGCUGCCACCACGAGAUGACAAGGACAACUGGCCCGCCCUUCGAGCGGCCUUUGCCAAGCGGUUUAAAGAAAAGACCAGAGCUGAGUGGGAGGCCGUAUUCGAUGACACAGACGCCUGCGCCACACCUGUCCUAGAACAAGAUGAGCUUGAGGAAAGUGGCUACGAGCAACGGCCCGCUGUCCAUUUAGUGGAUACCCCGGGUCUGUCGAUUCCAACUGACGACGGGGGCUGGACUGGGGGUGGACUGAUACCGGGGACAGGGGGCGAAGACACCCUGAAGACGUGGCUGGGUUGGGCGAAAGGCCGCAAUUAUGAUGUAAGGCCCGAUGGAGCAUUAGUACAGCUACCGGAUGGCAAAGCAAAGCUCUGAUGGGAGGGUUGGAUGGGUGAUGAUGUGGUCAGAGUGGACAUAAUACGAGGUGAUGUGCCAAAUAUGUACGUUGAGUUUGGUCAGGCCCUGGUUGAUGAGGCUUGGACAGUGGCGUAGGGCUGAGCAGCUCAACGAACCGACGAAUAAGCAAGUAGCCGACGACGGUCAACCGCACAACAGGGAACCUUAUCAUAUCCACCAUCGUGGCAUUCACGAGAUGAUCCAUAGGUUAGAUAGAUCGGGACGAUGGUACUGGCAGGGAGACAACAUGCAUCGCGAGUCCACCAGGGGGGGGGGCCAGAAUGGCUUUGUUCUGCCGCGAUCCACAGACGAGGAUGGAAUCAUGGAAUCAUGGAACUGGAACACUGGAAGUCAUACUAUGCGGAUGCAGCAGAGCCACCCGCCCCCGAUUAGGUAUACUGUUAGUAAAUAGAUUGACAGCCAGGCUAGUGGGAUACCGACGGGCAUUCC
Molecule: messenger RNA, 2111 nt
Organism: Aspergillus sclerotioniger CBS 115572
Lineage: Eukaryota; Fungi; Ascomycota; Eurotiomycetes; Eurotiales; Aspergillaceae
Product: CaiB/BaiF CoA transferase family protein
Exons: 2
Coding region: 501-1640 (379 amino acids)
Molecular function (GO): catalytic activity
Source: RefSeq, a predicted model, not a curated record